AUGAAGCUCAAAGGAUCUCUCGAAGUGAUCUCUAUGUACAAGAGGAUGAAACAUCAGGGCGUUGAUCCAAGUCUCUACACUUCGAACAUUUUGAUCAACGCGUUUCGCGGCUUGGAGAAAAUCGAUUACGCGUUUUGCGUUCUGUGUGAUCUCGUGAAGAGAGGGGAGAGUGGUGGAUGCGACUCUCUAUAUGGGACUAUCAUUAGUAAGCUUUGCGGGGCUGGGGAAACGGGGAAGGCUGUGGAGUUGCAUAGAAGGAUGAUCGCUAGCGGUUGCGAGGGGAAUGAGGUCACUUACGGUUAUAUAAUCAGCUCUUUUGUUAAGAACAAGUCGGUCGAUGAAGCGAUGGAGGUGUUUGGAGAGAUGAAGGCGAGUGGAGUUUCUCCUAAGGGUUUCUCUUUUGGAGUGAUGAUUCAUGGUUUGAGCAGCGCGGGGAGAGUGAAGGAGGCGCGUGGAUUUUUCGAUGAGAUGAUCGCUGGAGGGAUCUCUCCUGAUCUGUUCGUUUAUAGCACUCUUAUUUAUGGACUGUGCAGAGAAGGGAUGUGGGAGGAUGUUGCUGAGAUGGUGAAUGAGAUGGUGAGGAGAGGGAUAUCACCGGAUGUUUGCACUUACAACAUUUUGAUAAGUCGUCUUUGCAAAGACAAUAAGCUGAGUGAAGCGAUUGAUGUGUAUGAAUCAAUGAUUGAUAAAGGUCCCGAGCCUAACGUACUGACGUAUAACUCGCUGUUGGAUGGUUUGUUCACAGGGGGUAGGCUUACAGACGCAACGAAACUGUUCGAGUCCAUGAGGCGUGAGGAGGAGGUUGAGCUUAAUGUCGUUACUUACAACGUAAUGAUCAGUGGGUAUUGCAAGUGUGGGAAACUUGAGGAAGCCGUCGAGCUUAUAAGGGAAAUGGAUUGUAAAGGAUUGAAGGCAGAUAGCUAUACAUGUACGUCACUGAUCGGCUUUGUUAACCGAGCUGGAGACUCAGAAGUUGCCAAAGAAGUCAUGAAUGUGAUAUGCAAGUCUGAUUGCACUCCACACAUACGUCAUUACACUGCUCUCAUCGAUGGUCUGAUUAGAAAGGAAAAAAUAGAUGAAGCAAGAAGACUGUUUGAUGAAAUCCUGGACAAUGGCUUGGUGCCAGAUGUUGUAGCGUACAGAAAUAUGAUCAUGGGCUAUUUCAAGAAUGGUAAAAUGAAGGAAGCCAUGGAGCUCAUAAGAAGAAUGGGACGUGAGGGGAUGAGACUGAGCGGUGCUCUAUACACGACACUAAUACGUGGUGCAAGCCAGGCCGGAAACUGGGACAUUGCCCUUGAAAUCUUUGAUGCAGCUGGUCAUGCUUCAAACAUAAUCCAGUUCAAUGCUCUCAUCAACGGUCUGAUAAAAAAUGGUAAAUGGGAUGAUGCAAAUAGACUUUUUGAUGGAAUCUCGGACAAGGGUUUGGUGCCUGAUACCAUUACGUUCAAUACAAUGAUCAGUGGCUAUUGCAAACAUGGAAAGCUAGAGGAAGCCACUGAGCUUAUAAGACGCAUGGAACAUGAGGGGCUGAAACCAGACAGUUAUACCUACACUUCACUAAUACACGCUUCUUGCCGAGCUGGAGAUUCAGAUGCUGCUCAAGAUAUCUUCAAUGCAAUACGAAAGUCUAGUCAAUCUCCCGACAUAUUUCAGUUCAAUGCUCUCAUCAAUGGUCUGAUAAAAAAUGGGAAGCUGGAUGAAGCAAAGAGAUUCUUUGAUGAAAUUCAAAACAUGGGAUUGGUGGCAAAUGUGGUAACGUACAACAUAGUUAUUGAUGCCCUCUGCAAACAUAAGAUGCUAUCAGAAGCCAAAGCAUUGUUCUAUGAAGUAAAAUCAAAGGGUUGUUCACCUGAUUCUCUUCUGUGUAACACCGUUGUAUCUGGCUUCCUUCAAAUGAACAAGGUUAAAGAUGCUGUCCCGCUUCUUGAGAGCAUGUUCGAUAGGAAAUUUACCCCAGACAGUGUGGUUAAACACAGACUGCGUCGUGUUCUUGCUCGUCCUGAUGGUCGUAAAGUCCUUCAGCCACUUCUAGACACAUACGGGGAGAAUAUUUUCGAGUGA
This is a messenger RNA of Raphanus sativus (radish), 2061 nucleotides long. Its product is annotated as pentatricopeptide repeat-containing protein At1g63330-like. NCBI's taxonomy places the organism in Eukaryota, Viridiplantae, Streptophyta, Magnoliopsida, Brassicales, Brassicaceae. Gene Ontology annotation, molecular function: protein binding. The record is from RefSeq and is a predicted model, not a curated record. The transcript has 3 exons. Bases 1 to 2061 code for a protein of 686 amino acids.